GUUGGCUCAGUUGUAUCCGAGAAGUCUACUGCAGCACAACACGCCACAGAGAGCCAACCCAGACUGGAGUGCAAAAUAUAUAUAUAUUACACUUAACGCGACGGAGGCAAAAUAAGGAAAAAACAGAAUAUAUUCAAUACACACAACACGUUUGGGGAGUGAUCGUUUACCGCCAACCACGGAGUGUACAAAAUAAAUAUCAGAAGUUAAUUGAAGUUUCCCAUUUGAGCGGCAGCAUACGGGUACACAACAAUCAAGCGGCAGCAAAAUAAAUAACUGGUUUAAUUUCUGCUCUGCUUACUAUUUUUUGCGCGUUUUGAGAGGAGAAAUACUUAAAAGCGAACCAGGCAACCGCCGAGGGACGUAGAUUAAUAUAAAAGUUGAUUUAAGCGUUUUUGUGUUUUAGUGCAAUUUUUUUCCACUGUUGUGUGCAACGCAAAAAAAACGCGUCUCGCGGUUUAAAUAGUUCCAACGAUUGAUUUGCGAUCUCGAGACAAGAACCCGUAAGAAUUGAUAGAAAGUGUAUCCGGAGCAGAUAUCCGUUGGGAAACAAGAAGGAUCGUAAAGUAUCCGAUUUAUUCGAAUCGUGCCAGGAAAAAAUAAGUUUCCAUCGGGAAGUUGAAAGCGUCUUCUUUAGUAAGUAGAAACAGUGACGGAGAUACUCGAACGGAGUGGUGCACUCGGAAGGAACGGAGUAAACGGUAGCAACUAAAGACAGGAAGUCAAGUGUUAUCCCUGGUCUGGUAUUCUAAUCUUGCAGCUAAUGUACGUUUUGUUCAAAAUGAACGUAAUUAAAUAAACAAUUACUUAUGCUGGCAAAUAAAAACUGUAAUACAAAAGUGUGGAAAACGAAAUUUGUAACAAGCAAACAAAACUAAAGUGAGGUGAUAUUUUGAAAGUGGUGCUCCACAGGUAGUUAAAACUGUAUUGAAAGGUCAACGCGAUCCAGGCAACAAGCGGCAACAUCAUUUAGGGCGAAAACCCGCAACCAUCGUACUUAAUCAUAAUCGAUCCUCGUUGGAAGAUUUUUGGUGCACAAUUCGGACUACCGAUUGACUGAUUUAAAUAUGUGUUCCCGCAAUUUAGUGAUUUCGUUGGCACUAAUAAUCGCACUGGUACCUCUGGCAGCCGUAGCGUUACCUCACCACAGUGUCGCCAAACGUAGCUCCUUUUUCGACAUAGAAUGUAAAGGACAGUUCAACAAGGCCAUCUUUUACCGACUAGAUCGGAUAUGCGAAGACUGCUACUCGCUGUUCCGUGAACCUCAGAUCCUAUCCUUCUGCAAAAAGCAGUGUUUCACAACCGACUACUUCCGUGGCUGCAUAGAUGCGCUCCAGCUGACGGACGAGAUUGAAACGCUCAAACCGUACAUUAAGGUGUUAAACGGUGCCGAUCCCAACACGUUAUAAGUUCACCGGAGCCAGCAGCUUUAAGAAAAACAGAAAUAAACGGUGUCAACCGACCAAGUGAUCUUUCUUCUUCAAGAAAACUACACACGCAUCUGGUGGACUGGGAAGAAUAAUGAACAUGUGCGCAGAAGUGCUUAAAAACAACCAGUAUCAACAGUAAAAUAGUCGUUACUAGCAUUGUUAUUAGAGAUUCACCUAGAAGAGAAGUGCCAACAGUCUACACAGCAACGAAGCAUCAUUGUCAUCGUUAUCAUCAUUAUCAUCAUCUACGGAAACAUUGGGAAGCAAGCUUCUCACUCGACAACGAACAACCAGUGGCCGAUUAUUGUGCAAUCGUAUUGUUUUAAACUACUUCCUGUUCGAGAGCGUUACUGGAUUCCAAGAAACGUUGAAGAGACCGCAGCAAAACGUUCCGCCAUGAAACGCGAAGCUGGUGCCACCAAACGAUUAGAUUUUGUCUAAUUUCUGUUUUUGUUUGGUUGCUUUUUUAGUUGAGCGGAAUGCUUCGGAACUGAGUACUUCCUGGCCUGCGUGGAAGCAUUGUUUUUGGACGAGGAAAAGGAAAAUUUCAUGAAGUGGCGCGAAAUGUUGGGGAAGAAAUAAUUUUACCAUUUAUCAUCACCAUUUUCUACAGCAGCUGUAUUUAAAAAACCGAACGGAAACUGAUAUUUUAUAAAUAGCUUGUGUAAGCAAUUCAUCUUGUAAGAUUUGCUUUUCCAUGAAGAACUUUUGAGUUCCCGAUAUAAAUGAUAAUAAUAACAGAUACAUAAAGCAGUGACUGAAGCAGAACAACAGGAAAAAGCUAACGUGUACAUAAUUAACUGGUAAUGAAAUAUUUAUUUAUAAAUAAAGUUUAACUAUAUAGAAGGAACAGAUGGAGGCAGCGUUAGGGAGUGCGGUUUAUUUUUUGUUUUGUAACUAGUUACUUUUACGAGAACCAUUCAGUCUUAGUUCAAUGGUUGAAGAAAAAUAAGACAGAUGUGUACCAAUUCGAAUUGCUUGUAGUUGGGGGAAGGUAACGAUAAAAGGCAGACUUUCUGCACCAAUACAACUGUCGUUACAUUCCCCUGGCCGAAGAGAUAAGGUGUGUAUAUAAAAUCAUUUCUCCAUUCUAAACCCUCAUAAUGUUCAAAUGAUACCCUUUUUUUCAAUAAUGUUGAAAAUACAAAAAUAACCGGAGUGUAUCUUAUGUUAAUAUAUUUAUAUUUUCAAAAAAUAUAUUUCUUUAAAAUCUAGUCCAGAAAGCACACAUUUACGUUUAGUUAUUUAUGACGAAGGAAAACUAUGAAUCAACUCGAUCGAUCGAUGAUAGUGUAGACGUAGGCUUUAAUAUUUCCUUGUUUCUUAUUAGUAGCUUAGGUUUCAUACGGUUUGAGAAGUAAAGUGGAAAAGCUUUCUUUAUUUCUCGGCUCACGGUCGGGUUCCGGAAGUGCUUACGAUCGUCAUCUUCGACAUUACAGUUUCCAUUGCAUAACAGCGAAAUCAACCAUAUAUUAUACACACUUUUUUUAUCUGGCAGAUAUGGUUGAGCUAUAAAACAUUGUUGAACACAGCAUACCGGUCGAUAUUUCAACUACUAAAAACGACAGGCAGUUUCAAACGAAGUGAGUGCGUUGUAAUGCGCAACACUACUGUGUAUUGCAUAUUUUACCUAUAUAACACGCCAAUGAAAUUGUAAAUUAUUGACAUUCCUCAUUAGACAGUAUUUUCUCUCCCAAAUAGACUAAUCAUGAAAACACAAACUUUCUUUCUUUCACUUCUGAGCGACGCAUAGGAGUGGGAUCCGAAAGUUUACAAAGAAAAACAUAAAAAAACAUAUGCUGAGCGACAUCUAUAGCGAAUCCCUAAACAAUGUCAAUGAAUGAAGUUUCUAUCUUGUCAUUGUGACUGUUGUGUCAGUACACGUUGUACAGGAUGGAUACUAAUCAACAAAUGGAUACGAAAGUAUGAUCAAAGAUCUCGCUUUAUAGCAAUCUAUUGCUUCUUGGCUAUUUCUAUUACUUGCGAUUACUAUCAAAGCUUUGGUUCGAUCGAAAGACAGACAGUGAAAUUGAAUGAGGAUCAUGUUAGUUCCUUUUUGAUUAAUUUUGCUGCUUAUCUCCUCUGCUCUUGAUAGGCUUACGACAUUUACGUCUUUGAAUCGAUACAGCAAGUUCAGAGUUCGAGUGAAGCACUCGAAUGGAAACAAUCAUUGUUAAUCAUACCAUCUCGUUUUGAAGAAUGACCGUCCCAGCACUUGUUGAAGAUUAGACGAGAAGAGAGAACCGAUGGUUUUUUUUAUCGUUAAGGAUUAUUUGUAGCUUUUCAUUGUUUGCCAUUUUUUAUAAUGUUUAUUUUGUACAUGUAGAAAGUUUUCCUUCAGAAGAUAUGUGAGUUGAUCUAUUUAUAAUGUUGCUGGGAUAAUUGCUGACCGAAGAAAUGAAAACAAGCGUAUUUUUGUAAACGUAUUGAGAACAAAAUGAUAUUAUUCAUAUAUUUUAACGAAAGUACGGGGAAACAAUAAAAGAAUAUCAAUGA
Molecule: messenger RNA, 3926 nt
Organism: Toxorhynchites rutilus septentrionalis
Lineage: Eukaryota; Metazoa; Arthropoda; Insecta; Diptera; Culicidae
Gene: ITP
Product: ion transport peptide-like
Exons: 4
Coding region: 1068-1409 (113 amino acids)
Biological process (GO): circadian rhythm
Cellular component (GO): extracellular region
Molecular function (GO): neuropeptide hormone activity
Source: RefSeq, a predicted model, not a curated record